Molecule: messenger RNA, 585 nt
Organism: Penicillium canariense
Lineage: Eukaryota; Fungi; Ascomycota; Eurotiomycetes; Eurotiales; Aspergillaceae
Product: mitochondrial 54S ribosomal protein mL49
Exons: 3
Coding region: 1-585 (194 amino acids)
Biological process (GO): translation
Cellular component (GO): ribosome; mitochondrial large ribosomal subunit
Molecular function (GO): structural constituent of ribosome
Source: RefSeq, a predicted model, not a curated record
AUGGCGUCUCUUCGUCAGUCAGCUUCGGUCGCUUCGGCCGUGUGCAAGCAGACUGCCACUCUCCGCCUGACCCCGUCCGUCGCUUCUGCGCAGACAUGUAACCGGGUUUCUUCAUUAUCUUCGUCAACACAGCAUGUCUCCUUUUCCCGCCUCCAAUCCUCACACCGUCCGACUUCAUCCCGAAUCUCUCUUUCCACUCACCAGACUCGCACGUUCCUGACGCAACUCCGCCGUGAAGCGCAAGCUCUCAAGGAACAACCCAUCUCACAUUCCGCACCCCUGCCCAAGCAGGGCAAGCAACCGAAGCCGGCUCUGUCUCUAAAUAAUCUUCCUUACUUCGUUCGCCGAACCGGCUCCAACCAGCUGCCUGUGUACCUCGUUACGAAAGCCGGUGGCACCAAGCAGCUCACUAAGAUCCAGAAGACCGAGGGCGAUUUGGAUGCGCUGCGUAGUGACUUGGCACUGACUCUGGGAGUUGACACCCGGAGCCCUGAUGUGUCGAUCAACCGUCUCAACGGUCACAUUGUCGUCAAGGGCUGGCGGAAACCCGAAAUCGUGAAGUUCCUCCAGGAGCGCAACUUUUAA